AAAAAAAGGAGAAAAAAUUGAUAACUCUGAAAAAGAGAAACCCCAAUUAAACCCUAAUCUGCGCCGGUUGCUUUAGCUAAGUAGCACCUUCGCCUUAUAUCUCCUAUGUAGUGUUUCAAUCCAUCAAUCUCUUGUUAUGGCUGUGAUCGAUAGCCAUGGCAACCCGCCGAGCGAGUCAUCCGUUAAAGCUGAGGAGAAUCCUCAAACACUAUCUUCUCCGGAACCUGGUGCCACUGCGAAGGUGAAGAGAAAGAGAAAGAAGAGAAACGAGGGAUCAAACGAACAGUUCCAGGCUGAGGUAUGCCCUAAACCCUUAGUAGACUCACCAUUUUCUCAAGAGGGAAAUGUUGAAGCCGCUGCAGAUAAUGCUUGCCCAAACCCCAAGAAGAAGAAGAAGAAGAUUAAGAAUGUGCAUGGUGAAGAACAGCUUCAGGCAUCUGACCCUCCAAUUGCGGUUUGUGUGGAAUCCGAUGAUACAAAGGGAGAAGGAGCUCGACAAGGUGAUCCUAAUGGGAAUGGAGAUUUGCACCCUAAACCCUUAUUAGAUACACCGGUCCCAAUUGUUUCCCGUGAGGAAAAUUCUGAAGGAACUGCAUUGAACCCUAACGCAACCAAAAAGAAGAGAAAGAAGAAAAUUUUGCAAGUCGCAGAGGACACACGUGACCCUUCAAUCCGGAUAGGUGUGAAAUCUGAUGUUACGAAGGAUGAAGGAUCACGAGAAGGUUAUGGUAAUGAUAGUGGGGCUUUGUACCCUAAACCCUUGAUAGAUACAGCAGUCCCAAUUGUUUCCCAUGAGGAAAAUUCUGAAGCAACUGUACUGAACCCUGGCGAAACCCUAAAGAAGAAGAGGAAGAAGAAAAUUUUGCAAGUUGCAGAGGACACAUGUGACCCUUCAAUCCGGAUAGGUGUGAAACCUGAUGUGACGAAGGAUGAAGGAUCACGAGAAGGUGAUGUUAAUGAUAAUGGGGGUUUGUACCCUAAACCCUUGGUAGAUACACCAGUCCCAAUUGUUUCCCAUGAGGAAAAUUCUGAAGCAACUGUACUGAACCCUGGCGAAACCCUAAAAAAGAAGAGGAAGAAGAAAAUUUUGCAAGUUGCAGAGGACACAUGUGACCCUUCAAUCCGGAUAGGUGUGAAACCUGAUGUUACGAAGGAUGAAGGAUCACGAGAAGGUGAUGUUGAUGAUAAUGGGGGUUUGUACCCUAAACCCUUGGUAGAUACAGCAGUCCCAAUUGUUUCCCAUGAGGAAAAUUCUGAAGCAACUGUACUGAACCCUGGCGAAACCCUAAAGAAGAAGAGGAAGGAGAAGAUUUUGCAAGGUGCAGGGGAAAUAUGUGACCAUUCAAUCCGGAAAGGUGUAGAAUCUGAUGUUACGAAGGAUGAAGGAUCACGAGAAGGUGAUGUUAAUGGGAAUGAGGGUUUGUGCCCCGAACCCUUACUGGAUACAAAAAUCCCAGUUGUUUCCCAUGAGGAGAAUGCGGAGGGAACUGCACGAAACCCUAGCCCAACCCCCAAGAGGAAGAAGAGGAAGAAGAAGAAGAUUUUGCAAGGUGCAGACGAAAAAUGUGAGGCUUCAAUCCGGAUAGGAGUGGAACGUGAUGUUAAGAAAGAUGAAAGAUCACAAGAAGGUGAUGUUAACAAGAAUGAGGGUUUGUGCCCUAAACCCUUAUUGGAUACACAAAUCCCGAUUGUUUCCCAUGAGGGAAAGGCCGAAGGAACUGCACAGAGCCCUAGCCCAGCCCCCCAGAAGAAGAAGAGGAAGAAAAAGAUUUUGCAAGGUGGUGAUCAAAUAUGUGACCCUUCAAUCCAGAUAGGUUUGGAACCGGAUGUUGCGAAGGAUGAAGGAUCACGAGAAGGUGAUGUUAAUGAGAAUGCGGGUUUUUUCCCUGAACCCUUACUGGAUUCAAAAAUCCCACUUGUUUCCAAGGAGGAGAAUGCUGAGGGAACCGCACGGAAGCCUAGCCCAACCCCCAAGAGGAAGAGGAAGAAGAAGAUUUUACAAGGUGCCGAGGAAAAAUGUGAGCCUUCAAUCCUGAUAGGUGUGGAAGGUGAUGUUAAGAAGGAUGAAGGAUCACGGGAAGGUGAUGUUAAUGAGAAUGAGGGUUUGUGCCCUACACCCUUACUGGAUACACCAAUCCCAAUUGUUUUCCAUGAGGAAAAGGCCGAAAAAACUCCACAGAGCCCUAUCCCAACCUCCAAGAAGAAGGGGAAGAAAAAGAUUUUGCAAGGUGCAGAUCAAGUAUGUGAACCUUCAAUCCAGAUAGGUUUGGAGCCUGAUGUUGCGAAGGAUGAAGGAUCACGAGAAGCUGGUGUUAAUGAGAAUGGGGGUUUGUGUCCUGAUCCCUUGCUGGAUACAAAAUCCCCAAUUGUUUCCCAUGAGAAGAAUGCUGAGGGAACUGCACGGAACCCUAGCGCAACCUCCAAAAGGAAGAGGAAGAAGAAGAUUUUGCAAGGGGCCGUGGAAAAAUGUGAGGCUUCAAUCCAAAUAGGUGUGGAACCUGAUGUUAAGAAGGAUGAAGGAUCACGGGAAGGUGAUGGUAACGAGAAUGAGGGUUUCUGCCCUACACCCUUACUAGAUACACCAAUCCCAAUUGUUUCCCAUGAGGAAAACGCCGAAGGAACUGCACAGAGCCGUAGCCCAACCCUCAAGAAGAAGAAGAAAAAGAAGAUUUUGCAAGGUGCAGAUCAAAUAUGUGACCCUUCAAUCCAGAUAGGUUUGCAACCUGAUGUUGCAAAGGAUGAAGGAUCACAAGAAGGUGAUGUUAAUGAGAAUGGGGGUUUGUGCCCUGAACCCUUACUGGAUACAAAAAUCCCAAUUAUUUCCCAUGAUGAGAAUGCUGAGGGAACUGCACGGAACCCUAGCACAACCCCCAAGAGGAAGAGGAAGAAGAAGAUUUUGCAAGGUGCCGGCGAAAAAUGUGAGGCUUCAAUCCGGAUAGGUGUGGAACCUGAUGUUAAAAAGGAUGAAGGAUCACUGGAAGGUGAUGUUAAUGAGAAUGAGGGGUUGUGCCCUAAACCCUUACUGGAUACACCAAUCCCAAUUAUUUCCCAUGAGGAAAAGGCCGAAGGAACUGCACAGAGCCCUAGCCCAACCCUCAAGAAGAAGAGGAAGAAAAAGGGUUUGCAAGGUGCAGAUCAAAUAUGUGACUUUAGUCCAAAUCCCAAGAAGGGGAAUUUGCAUGGUGCACAACAAAUAUGUGAUCCUUCCAUCCGGAUAGGUUUGGAAUCUGAUGAGCCAAAUGAAGAAGGAGGACAUCAAUGUUCUGAUAGAGCUGAAAGAAGUACACAGAACCCCAACCCAACUCCCAAGAGAAAGAAGAGGAAGAAUGUGCAAGGUCAACAGCAACAGCUUCAGAUUUGCGACCCUUCAAUCUCGAUAGGUGUGGAAUCUGAUGUUAUGAAGGAAGGAGCAAAACAAGUUGAUGCUAAUGAAGUUGGGGUAUCAGGAAUAAGUGAAGAAAGCCCUUUACCUGAUUCCACAGCCCCAGAAGACACGCACCGUAAAAAGGAUUCUGUGAGGAAAAAAAAGAAAGCCCUUAAGUCUCAAGGGGCUGAAGCAGAAUCAGAACCAGAACCAAAGGAGUCCAAUAGCACAGAGAACCCUCAACAGUGCACCCUGGACCUGAAACCGAAAAGUAAGGUGAAGAAAGGGCCAGGAGCCAACGCUGAGAACUCUGGAGUGUGUUCUAAACCUGAAGUGGCACCCCAAUUAUACAUAGCAGCCACUACGGCCUUAGAAGUUAAAGAAAAGGCAGAGCUAAUUGAAGUUAACAUAGAGCAUUCUGAAGCGGGUUCUAAACCUGAAUUAGAGCCCUCAAUAGACAUACCAAGUCAAAUGGAGCCCCGAAAGAAAAAAAGAAUGAAGAAAGAAAAGAAAAAAGAGACAAAACCGAGUGAAUCGCAUGCACAACAUCCUCAGCCUGAACCUUGUUCUAAUCAUGCACCUGCAGUUCGAGGAAUAAUUGAAGAAUGCCCUGGACCUGAAGGGGCAGAAUCCAGUGGCAAGCCACCUGAAACGGCAGUAGCACUCUCAAUAGACCCUAAAAUACCAGACCAAGCUUCCCCAAACGACACAGCAACCCCAAUAGACCAAGAUCAGAAGGUGAGUGAGAAAAAGAGGAAGAGUAAUCCUGUAGCUGCUCCCUCAACAGAGCCAACAAUUCAAACAGGCCAAGAUCCCCCAGUAGACCCUGCAACCCCAGUAGACCCAGAACAGAUGACGACGAAGAAGAGUAAGGAAAGUAACAGUGCACUAAAAAACGACGGGUUAAAAUAUGAGAAACGCAAUGCUGAUCUGAGAAAAAGUAAUCCUGUAGCUGCACCGUCAAUAGAGCCAACAAUUCAAACAGGCCAAGAUCCCCCCAUAGACCCUGCAACCCCUGUAGACCCAGAACAGAUGAAGAAGAAGGGUAAGGAAAGUAAUAGUGCACUAAAAAACGAUGGGUUAGAAUCUGUGAAACGCAAUGCUGAUCUAACUGCAGAAACCUCAGUUCAGAAGAUAGAAGGACCCACAGCUAAAAAAUCUAUGGUCAAACGCAAUCCAGAGCGAGCUGCUAAAAACCCGGUUUAUAGAACUGAGCGUCUCAAAGUCACUGAAUCUCCCUCUAAACAUCAUGGUGGACGUUCCUUGCAAUUUGUUCAGAGUUGCGAGGCAUGCCAACAGAUUGGUCACAGAUUAGAACAAUGCAAGAGGUUGAGAACGCUUUCCAAGGAUGAAGAAGUCUGCUUCUUUUGUGGGGAAAUUGGCCAUUCACUUGGACAAUGUGGUGUCUCUCAAGCGGGGGGAAGGUUUGCGAAGUGCUUACUCUGUCAUCAACAUGGACACUUCGGCUAUAACUGCCCCCAAAGUGAAAAUGAAAAAAAGCAUGAGGAGCUUGUAGCAAAUGGGGCUUUCAAUGGAAGUGAAAUAAGGUUUGAUAAAUGCUCACUUUGUCAUAAACGUGGGCACCACAGCCGUAACUGCCCCCAAAAUGGUCAUGAUCCAAAGGUGCUCGCAGCCAAUGGGGGCCAUCAGCAAAUGUCAUGAAACAUCUUGAUAUGGACAAUUAAUUUGGUCAAGCAGCAAUGGAAACUAAAGGACAACCUCUUCCCGAAGUUUCAUGUGAGCAGUACGGUCUUUCUGAUGAGCACGAGUCAAUUUACACCAGUACUCCCGCACUCGUGGGUUCCUCUGCCUUAAGAUUUGAUGAUUAUAUCAUGUCUAACAGACAUGAUUUCCCAAUUUUGGUAGUUUUAAAUUCUCUAUUGGUUUUUCCGUAGCUAUUUUUUGUUUACUUCUCUACGUUGGAAUUAGUUGUGGCAGUAACAAGGUAAAUGCCACAAAGGGUUGCUUAAGAUGUUAAGUAAUAAAUACGACAUGAGAAAUGGCUCCAAUAUUUUUGAAUUCUGUUGGUGACAUUUGUUGAGACAUUUUGGUUGCAGAUAUAGAAUGGAUUGCCUCUUUUUGAAAAAAA
Vigna unguiculata (cowpea) is the source of this 5453-nucleotide messenger RNA. RefSeq lists its product as uncharacterized. The record is from RefSeq and is a predicted model, not a curated record. Lineage: Eukaryota; Viridiplantae; Streptophyta; Magnoliopsida; Fabales; Fabaceae. Gene Ontology annotation, molecular function: nucleic acid binding; zinc ion binding.